Molecule: messenger RNA, 3690 nt
Organism: Cuscuta europaea
Lineage: Eukaryota; Viridiplantae; Streptophyta; Magnoliopsida; Solanales; Convolvulaceae
Source: the annotation of a GenBank genome assembly
UUAUUACUCCGUAUUAUAAUUAUUUAAUUAUUAUUAUUAUAUAUGUUGCGUAGUCCGUAUUAUGUGAUUUCUCCCUCCUCUCUCUUCCCUGAUUGCUAGAUUAGCUCGUCGGAGAUUCUCGGAGUCUGGUCUUCUCGUCUCAUUUUCACCCUUUUCCUCUUUUCAAUUUUUUUAUAGAUUUUCUUGAUCAUUUAAAAAAAAUCUGUACUUUGUGGUCAGUUUCAAUUCUAAUCAAAGGCCACCCAGUCUCCGAAUUUUCCAUUUUCUUCUCGUUUAUUUUUCUCUAGAAUUGGGACCAAUUGGUUACUUUUUCUCUGUAGAGCUAGUGGAGAGAGAGGUCUCGGAAUUCCGUCGUCCGGCGCUCACCGGAAAAUUCAGAGCUGCCGGUCGGAGAAUGAGGGGGUUCUGAGGAAGAAGAAAGAGGCAUAGAUUGAGGAGAGAGAGAGAUAUAGAGAGGAAAUUCAUCGCAAAACAUAACUCGUAUAUAAUAUAUUCAUAGAAUACAUGUGGAUAACGUGCAAUGCAGGAAAAAAAUUGAGGAGAGAGAAAGGCAUCGAAGCUUUGGAGGUUCUUGCACGGCACAGAAACCUAGAUCUCUUGUUUAAUCUCCCUUCUUUUGCCUUGCCUUAUGGCGUAAUUUAUUCUAAUUUUUUCUCCCCCUGAAUUUCUUAAGCCUCACUCCCUUGCCAUCCUAUAUAAUCUCCUUUGCUGUUGUAUCUCUUUCUAUCUGUAACUUUUUGUUUGAAAUUCUUCUUCUGCCUUCCCUCUGAUUUUUUUUGUUCUCAGAGAUGGUUCUCAAAUUCUAAAAAAGAUUGCCUAAUUCGUUCUCUGGUGGAAUCAAAAGGUGCAACUUUGUAAUCGUUUUUGUAGUGCCUUCUAUUCCAUUUUGCAAAAUGCCAUCCCAAAUGGUGGAUCCCCAUAGUUUGUCUCCAAGGUCCUUCUUCUCUGAGGAGUUAUGCUUUCAUAAUGAGAUGCCGGUUUCGUAUUGGAAGUCAGAUGGCCUGCCCAAUUAUCAUGGUCUGAAAAGGGAUGAAACAGUCAGAGGUGGUGGACCUUCUUCACCCUGCAUGAACCAGUUCUCCAUCAGUUCUCAGAUGGCUAAGGGAUUUGGUGUUCAUGAUCCUGAAAUAAGCCCGGAGCAGAAAGUAAACUCAAUUAUACAAAAGCAUGCAAUUGGGCAUCAAAAAGUUGCCAGUUACUCUUUGCCAAGAACUCUUAAUAGUGAUAUAGGCACAAGAUCUAUGUUAAAUACAGAAUCUGCAUUUUAUUCAGUCGAAGGUGACAAAGUGACCUCAAUGGGGAUUCAACAUGAAAAUGGUCUUUUUUCUAGCUCAUUAUCGGAGUUGUUUAGUAAAAACAUGCGACUUUCGAUGAGCAAUUUUCCCCAUGGAAACUCCGUUGGUGCAGCAGAAGAACCACACUGUGAGGGAAAAGAGGAACCUUUGGAAUCCCUUGAAGAACUUGAGGCUCACACUAUUGGCAAUCUUCUCCCUGAUGAUGACGAUUUGCUUUCUGGAGUUACAGAUGGGAUGGACUGUUUUCACCAAGCUGCGGAUGAUAUAGAGGAUUUAGACCUAUUUAGCAGUGUUGGUGGGAUGGAGCUAGGCGAAGAUGGUUCUCAUCGAAUUGGUGGCAUCAAAUCUAGCACGGGGGUUAUUGGGACAAAUACAGCUGUGAAGUUGCCAGUUGGAUCAUCUUGCACAACAUAUAUGGACAAAGCUUUCAGCCAUGGGGUAUCAUCAAUGAGUGGUCUGGGUCAAAUGAACAAUGAGUUUAGGGGAUCACCGAAUCGCUACUCUCAUUCUAUUCCAAAAUAUCAUGAUGGCGGUUUGACCAAUUUAAUUCCCUCCAAUUCUCCAGGAGGCAUUGCCACUACAAAUAUGAAAGCCAGGUCAUCUGAGUUGAUUAAUAGCCAUCAGUAUUGUAGACUUGGCUCAAAUGGGCAUUCAGUUGAAUUGAAUGAAAAUGUUUUUUGUCCCCCUGGUAAUGGCCUUUGUCCGACCCCCGGGAAUCCAUAUGCAUGGAGCAGCUCACCCCAGCGACAAGCCCAAAGGGUGAUGUGGCCAAACUCACCGUCAUAUGUUACUGGAUUUAGUCCUGCUGCUGCACACCUCCACCCACAGCUACAUGGAGCACCACCAUCUCAUUUGCUGAGUGGACGACUUGUACCUGCAGUAAACAACCACCACCACCACGUAGGGUCAGCACCAUCACUCAAUCCUUCUCUCUGGGAUAGAAGGAAUGCUUAUGCAGGAGAAUCCCCCGAUGCAUCCGCUUUCCACCCAGUUGGUUCUCUUGGCAGUUUGCGGAUAUCUGGUAACUCACCCCAGCAGUCUUUAGAGUUUGUUCCUCAUCAAAGUAUCUUCUCUGCCGGAGGAGGCGGAAUGCCUUCCAAAAAUGUUGUUGGGUUACACUCGCCUCAUCAGAGGUGUAUGAUAUUUCCAUCAAGAGGCCAAAUGAUUCCUAUGAUGAAUACACCAUUCGAUUCUCCUAAUGGAAGGGCGAGAAGCAGGAGAAGCGAAGGCACUUUGAGUCAAACUGAAAACAAGAAACAAUUUGAGCUUGACAUUGACCGAAUUUUGCGUGGGGAGGAUAAGAGGACAACAUUAAUGAUAAAGAACAUUCCUAACAAAUACACCUCAAAGAUGCUUCUGUCUGCAAUUGAUGAACGCCACAGAGGAAGUUAUGAUUUUAUCUAUUUGCCUAUUGAUUUUAAGAACAAAUGCAAUGUCGGUUAUGCAUUCAUCAAUAUGACUGAUCCUUCCCUGAUAAUUCCAUUUCAUCACUCAUUUAAUGGAAAAAAGUGGGAGAAAUUCAACAGUGAAAAGGUGGCAACACUUGCAUAUGCACGCAUUCAGGGAAAAGCUGCCCUAAUCGCCCACUUCCAGAAUUCUAGCUUGAUGAAUGAAGAUAAGCGAUGUAGGCCCAUACUUUUUCAUACAGAUGGCCCCAAUGCUGGUGAUCAGGUUCCCUUUCCCAUGGGUGUUAAUGGAAGGUCAAGACCGGGGAAAGGCAGAAUCGGCACAAUCGAAGACAGCCAAGAAAGUAGUAAUGCGGAGUUGGGUAGAGAUCCAUUGUCCAUUUCCUUGGAAGAAUCGAUCUAAAACACCACUUUCAUUUUUGUUGGCAACUAACCCUUUAGGAAUGAGGAGGUAUGAAGGUACGUGGGCUACAAAUAUUAUCUAUCCACCCACCCAAUUUUCUUUCAUGUAUUCUAUCUGAUCACGACUGGUCGAGGAAAAGAGGGAAAGGAAGAGGAUAUAUAGUACCCACUUCAUAUUAUCUGUUUCUUUGCCGACGACGUGAAACCAAUGGUGACCCUUAUGUUUCUACUGAUGAGAUCCCUACCUAGGAGCAGCAGUUGAGCUUCAAAAGUUUUGGAGAUUUUAGAAGUACUAAUUGCUUAUGUGUCUAUGUGUACAGUGGGGUGGUGAUGGGGGUUGUACAUGUUAUGUUGAGUGAGAAUUGCUGUGUAAGGUUGGUUUUGACUUUAUUGUGCUGCCUAACCUUUGGCAUUUUCGCUUUUUUCUCACGGUUCAUACUGCGCUGCAGUCUACCAAGAGAAGCCGCCAGAGAAUGUUGUUUCUUUUGUUCUGUUACCAUUAUUCGCAAUCUGAAAAGAAUACAUUUUUCUUUGCUGUUCUUAGUUUUGCCCCAUUUUGUUUUGAAUGAACUCAUACGUGGCUACCA